AGAUCAAGAACCUCUGAUUAGCCAUUUCGUCAUCGGCAGUACUGCAAAGGGAGCAGAGGAAAACAACGGCACAACAGGCGUGAGCUUCAGCGCCGAUGAUCGAGAUGUGCUUCAGUUCCUACGUGAGGAUUUUCAAUAUGCGCGCAGAUUACAGGCAGAGAGGCUCGCAUCGGGUGACAAUAGAGGUGGAGGCAAAAGGAGCACAGAGGAACCUCUACCCAUUGAUACUUUGUGGAACAGCGACAUCGAGCAGAAGUAUAAGGGACAAUUGAAUGCCCUGACUAGAUUAUCUUCCUCUUCGAGCUCUAGUUCUACUGCUCCUGAUGCAGGAGCUGCUGAGGCAGCUGGAGGAGGGACCGAUGCAGCAGCAGGAGGAGUUCCCGCAAACAGUACUACAAGUGGUCCAUCAUCAUCUCUACGCCGCGAUCUAGCCCGUACCUAUCGCAAAGCACACUGCGUGAUGAAAAAUGUGC
Messenger RNA from Amoebophrya sp. A25, 473 nucleotides. Lineage: Eukaryota; Dinophyceae; Syndiniales; Amoebophryaceae. The record is from the annotation of a GenBank genome assembly.